GUACAAGACAUAUACACAAAAUCAACGCCGCUCUUGACUGAGUGUACAGCGUUCCUCUCCGGCUACCGCCUCGCUCGAGUCACUCCCCCGCGCCUCCGCUUGACUCGCGACCUCGAUUCCACCGGAGUCUUUUCUCCCCACAUUUCCGCGCCAUGUCCUCGCAAGACUCCUCCAAUCUGGACAUCAACCUCUCCCAGCUCUCCCUCGCCGCCUCCUCCUCCUCCUCCUCGUCGUCGCAAGAAGACUGGGACCGGUCGAUGACCCUAGCGGGCGCCGACGGAGAGCCGCCGCGCACGCCGCGCAACACCGUCGCCUUCCCCGCCGAAGGCCCCACGCCCGUUCGAAACGACGCAAACACGAUCGUGGGGAGAGAGAGCAGCCACGGACGGGAAGGCGGCAAGCGGACGCUGAGCGAGCUGCUCAAAGCCUACGCCGAAGACGGGCGCGAUAUCAACUUCAGCAGCGAGGAGGCCGGCCGACUCGCGGACGUGCUCGGGCGAUGGGUCAACUCGGACUCCUCACCCUACGAAGGCGAAGACACCUUCUUCCGCACGCAAGAUGACUCCUCCCUCCCGUCCAAACGCGCCGGCGCAUCCUCGAGCACGAGCACCGACCUCGCCGGCCGCUCGCGGGGCCAAAGCGAAAGCGUCGUCGCCAGCUCGUAAAACUCUGGACCUUGACAUCACCUUUACGCGUACACCCCCCACAUCCCUAAUGGCGCCCGGCCCCCCGCCGCGAAGAUCUCCUAUUAUCCUUAUUAAUCUUCCCCUUUUUCCACUGCUCACGACCCCGCCCACGAACUUGCCACGACCCGCCCUGUACGACCAACAUCCACGCGCACUACGUUUCUCGCUCCACCGCAUCUUAUUCCUUUCUCUCUCCCGCAUCUCUCUCUCUCUCUCGCUGCUUCUCGCGUUCAAGCCCUCGGGUAUAUUCGUCCUUGCUGUUGUCGUCAGAUACGCCUCUCUUCUGCUCGCUCGCACCAUAAUAGAACGCGUAAAACCA
Punctularia strigosozonata HHB-11173 SS5 is the source of this 1005-nucleotide messenger RNA. RefSeq lists its product as uncharacterized. The coding region runs from base 153 to 665 and encodes 170 amino acids. Lineage: Eukaryota; Fungi; Basidiomycota; Agaricomycetes; Corticiales; Punctulariaceae. The transcript has 2 exons. The record is from RefSeq and is a predicted model, not a curated record.